ACAUCACCCACGUGCUGUCAACAUGUCUGAUUCUAAAGAAAAGGAUUGGGAAGAAGAAACUGAUGGAGAGGGAGAUGAAGAGUAUUCUGAUGAUGAUAAUGAGGCUGAAGGAGGAGGAGGAUUCACUAGGAGUUUAGUCCUACAACAGAACAAGAAGAAGAAAAGGAGUGGCGGGUUCCAGUCAAUGGGAUUGAGUCAUACUGUAUAUAAAGGUGUCAUGAAGAAAGGAUAUCGUGUACCUACCCCAAUACAAAGAAAAACUAUUCCUUUGAUAAUGGAUGGAAAGGAUGUUGUGGCUAUGGCAAGGACUGGCUCUGGGAAAACGGCAGCUUUUCUGAUUCCGCUCUUUGAAAGACUCAAAUCACACUCGCCACAGGUGUCUGGUGUAAGGGGUCUGAUAUUAUCCCCUACAAGGGAACUGGCUCUGCAGACAAUGAAAUUCACAAAAGAACUUGGGCGUUUUACUGGAUUGAGAGCAGCUGUAAUAUUAGGAGGAGACAGGAUUGAAGAUCAGUUUUCUACAAUACAUGAAAAUCCUGACAUUAUAAUAGCAACUCCUGGAAGGUUCCUACACUUGCUGCUGGAGAUGGACAUGAAGUUGCUUCAUGUUGAGUAUGUUGUGUUUGAUGAGGCUGACAGGUUAUUUGAAAUGGGAUUCAGUGAGCAGCUCCAUGAGAUUAUACACAAACUACCAGAACAACGGCAGACACUUUUGUUUUCAGCAACACUCCCAAAGAUGUUAGUUGACUUUGCUAAAGCAGGUUUAACUGAUCCAGUCCUUAUCCGACUUGAUGUUGACUCUAAAUUGAGUAACCAACUCUCGCUAUCUUUCCUUAGUUGUAGAUCUGAUGAUAAGACCGCUGUUCUUCUUUAUUUGUUGCGUUCAGUGAUACCCCCUAAUCAACAGUCGGUCGUAUUUGUAGCCACUAAACAUCACGUGGAGUAUCUCAAGGAAAUACUGUCCAGUGCUGGGAUUGACUCCUCUUAUGUGUAUGGAUCAUUGGAUCAGACAGCUCGAAAGAUUUCAAUUGGUAAAUUUCUUUAUAAGAAGACAAAUGUCCUACUGGUUACUGAUAUUGCUGCUCGUGGUAUAGACAUUCCACUCUUAGAUAAUGUCAUCAAUUAUCAUUUUCCUUCAAAGGCAAAGCUGUUUGUACACAGAGUUGGUAGGGUGGCUAGGGCAGGGAGAGCAGGUACAGCCUAUUCUCUAGUGUCUCCUGAUGAAGGAGCUUAUGUUGUUGACCUUCACUUGUUCCUGGGAAGAAAUAUAAUCACUGAGAGCCAUUCCAAGUGUGAUGGUGUGUAUGGGUCUGUUCCCCAUAUUGCCAUUGAAGAUGAAGAUGAGCUCUUGAUUAAACUUCACAACAAUAAUGAAGAAUUGGUUUCUCUUAGAAAAGUUGCUGAGAACGGUAUGAAGCAUUACAUCAAGUCUCGUAAUCUCUCAUCUCCGGAGUCAAUCCGAAGAGCAAAAGAACUUGCUACCUCACUCCAUCCCCACCCACUCUUUGGGAGUCAUUGCUUGACUUCUCAAGUGGAGAGAGGAGAAUUGUUAAGUGCAUUGAAGACUUACAAACCAUUGCAAACGAUAUUUGAAGUCAACUCAACCACAAAAGGUGUGGCUAAGAAAGUGAUGCUCUCGAAGAGGGCCAAGUAUGAUCAAGUGGUGAUGACGCUUAGAGAGAAAUCAAAUCAAAGGAAGAAAGAAGAGAAGAAGGAGGAGGAGAGAGAGAAAGGAGAAGAGAGAAGGGACAGUGAGUCAAUGGCUGAUGAUUUGAAAGGAUUACAAACUUUUGAAGAAUAUAAGAAAAAAUCAAAAAAAUCAGUGACAGCUCCACAGCCUUACAUUAAUUAUAAACCAUCAGAUCAUCACACAGAGAAAGGUCUAUCAAUUGAUCAUUUUGAAGAAGCAGCUUCAAGUGCUGUACUUGAUUUGACAGGAGAUGAGAAUAAUGACAUGCAAAAAGCAAAAAGAAUAAGAAAAUGGGAUAGAAAGAGAAAGAGGUUUGUGACAGAGUCUGGAAAAGAGAGCAGCACCAAAAAGAUUAAGACAGAAAGUGGAAGGUGGAUAUCCUCAACAUAUAAAACAGGAUUAUAUCAAACUUGGAAGACAAAGAACAAAGUUGAAGGUAAUUCCAUGGAUAGCGAAACUCCACCUGAUAGAUUUACGAGAAGAAAAGGACGAUUUAAUCCUCGUCAGUCAACCAGAGGGGCAGGAGGGUCAGGGGGGAGGGUAAAGAGCGAGAUUAAAAGCGUGAACGAGAUCCUUCGCAAGAGACAAAAAAUUAAUUUUAUGAAGGAAAGGCGACAGAUAAAUAAACGCAAGGGUGCAAGGAAAAAUGUGAGGGGAGGGGCAAUGACAACUGGUGGACGUGGAAAGAGAACAAUGGGUAUGCAUGGUAGAAAACCUCGUGGAAAAAGGAACUAAUAGCUAUAAUUCACCUUUAAAUUUAUGUGUUAGAAGUUGUAGCUUCUAUUGGUUAUGUUCUCCUUUGUAUAAAUGAUAUCAUCAGUAAUAUGUAGAAUUUGUGGUGACAGAACAUUCUUAUACUAAGUCA
Amphimedon queenslandica is the source of this 2555-nucleotide messenger RNA. RefSeq names its product ATP-dependent RNA helicase DDX54-like. The transcript is spliced from 23 exons. Gene Ontology annotation, molecular function: RNA helicase activity; RNA binding; ATP binding. NCBI's taxonomy places the organism in Eukaryota, Metazoa, Porifera, Demospongiae, Haplosclerida, Niphatidae. The record is from RefSeq and is a predicted model, not a curated record. The coding region runs from base 23 to 2425 and encodes 800 amino acids. Gene Ontology annotation, cellular component: cytosol; nucleus.